CAACCACAGCGAUAGGAUAGCAUACCGACACGGUUAUCGUUUUCAUAUUGCCGUGACGGCGGCUUGUUUUUUGAACGAGAGAAAAGUUUGUGACGGGAGCCGAAUACACAGGCUGAGAAGCACCGAACCAUUCAUAGAUAUGAGCGGUCCGUCAGAAGAGCUCAUGGCUCGCAAUUGUGCAAAAGGUGCUGGCUGCCCAGAUCGAGUCGAAAGCAUCAGGAGUAGCAGCAAUAGUGAUUUUUCUUCGUCUGCAACACAGACGUUUUCAGAUAAUGAAGCUACAAGUGUUGGGCAACCUUCUCGUCAGCUCCUGAUGCAAGCAAAAGGAAAUGGUUCCUCCUUUAGCAAUACAAAAGGUCCGCUUCAGGUCCCGACUUCCUUUCUGGACAACAAUGCAAACACGUUUGACUCGUUGCUCGAAGUCAACAGCUUAUUUCAACAAGGCGCAUGGAUAGGCUUCCUCAUUUGGAUUGUCCUAUUGGCGCUCGUCUUUCGAUUUGCUCCGGUAGAAAGCUACGAACCGAUGGACAAUUUGGAACGCAACAUCCAUCUUCUCAGUUUUUGCUCAUUUUCGUCACUAACGGUUCCCGCAUCCUACCGAUUAUCAUGCGCGAGAAAGGAUUUACGUUCAUUCAAAGCGGAUUUAUAAGAGGGACUCUCACUGUCCAAGGCAUUGCCAUGGCGAACACCUUAAUGUUGAGUACUGUGCAGACACCUGUCAUGAUAGACAGCGUAUCGGGUUUGCGAGUGCAUUUGGUACGCUGGGCUGAGUGGGUGCCGCUGGCUUUUCUCAUGACGUUCUUGACUGAUAACAUGGACUCAGCAUUCCGGGGGAAUGAGGUUGCUGACAUGCCGUUCCGCGGAAAGUUUGGUACAGCCAUCGCAUUGGCAGUGUCAACAUCUGCGGGGAUGGUUCUUCCAUUUUGUUCAGACCUACGGACGUGGCUGGUAGUCUUUUUCAUUUCCUGGAUACUUUUUGGCGCUUUGUACUUGAUGUGUUUUGAUCGUUCGAAGCGUUUUCAGGCCAUGAAACGACAAUUGUUCGAUAAAAAGAAUAAUCGUGAUGGUCGGAAAAAGAUGUCGGCCUUUGAGCAGGAACAGUACGAAAUUGUCCGAUCCAACUUUUUUUUAUGUGUCGCAUGUUGCGGCACUUGGACUCUGCUUGCAUUUUCCUAUUCGAUCCUUUGCUUGGGGCCAAAAUAUGGCCCACCAGGCAAUGUGCUCGCUCAUCCCGCGUUGCCAACGUUUUUCACAUGUGUCUUUGAAGUCGCCUCCAAAAUAUGGUACUUGGAUGCCUUGUUAGAUGCAUAUGAUAGGGUCUUUGACGAAUCGAAUCGCUCCGUUCGGCGCUUGGAAGAAUUGCGAGGCUUCAUGACGGCUGUCUGGGAGUCUUCAUCGGAUGUUAUCAUCUUCUGCGAUGCGCUAGAGAAUCGCGUCAGUGCACGAAUUAGCCCAGCUUUUAUGAAAAUGGUAGGACUGUCCACCGGGAAGUUGCCUUUUUUGCAGCGUGGCGACAUUUCUUUAGUAAUGGAAGUCUUUCCGAAGAAAGAUGAAUACUACGUCUUUGCGAUGGAUUUGUCCAAGCCAGUCAAUCGGGCAGAUGCCGUAAGGUUACGGCAAUUAUCAACGACAGAGCGCCGAAAGCUAUCUCGGCCGAAUCCUUCAUCCUUAGAGGAUCAGAACCUGUCCACGAUUGCUAAACUUGUCGUUAGAGCUAGCUAUACGAAGCAACCCGAAGAUGCCGAAUUCAAUUCUAUGGAGGAGUUUUACCGAAUGACUCAAGGUAAGGAGGUGAGAAUAAGUUGCGAAGCUAAAAUCGCCAGACUCGAAGAUAACGAAGAUCAUUGCGUGGUUGUGCUACGGGAUAUCUCAGAUCGAGUACAGCGAUUUGAAGCAGAAAAAAUCCUUAUUGAAGGAGUGACUGUUCGGAGAAAGGACGCCGAAGCUAAUCGAUUCACUAGACACGAAGUAAAGAACAGCAUACUAACUGCGAUCGGAAUGCUAGACGACAUACGCGGGACGACAUGUCAACCAGUGAAUGAUACAACAAAGGUUGAUGGGGAGCAGGAAAUGACGUCGUUUCGCAGCGCGUCUGCGAGGGGCUCGAAAGCGAAAACGCAAGUUACCUUGAACGAAGUAGAAGGCACCUUGCGCGAUACUUUGGAAAUGAUUGCGGACGAAGCCAUGACACGGGAGAUCAUUUACGGAGAAUACGCUCCCAAGAAUACAAAAAUUGACGUUGCUUCUGUCCUCUCUUCUCUUCGAAGCGAGGUAUCCGAUAACUUUCCUCUUCACGUCGAGCCGAAACCAUUCCCUUUCCUGAUUUUGGAUAAGCAACUUUUACGCUGUAUAUACCGGAAUGCCGUGUCGAAUGCUUGUAACUUUGGUGAGAUUGGCGGCGUGGUAGAGACAAGAGUUUCUUUUGAUAGGCGGCAAACUAUGAUUACGAUGAAGGUUACCAAUUUACCUGGGGAAGACCAUGCUGGGCUUGUCAAGGUAGACAAGAAGACUGCAUGUGCUGUCUUUGAGCCUGGGACUCAGUUACGCUGGGAUGGGAGCGGAAUGAAGGUUGUACAGGCAGGUAGCGUCAACAAGGGGAAUGGUGCUUGGAUCAUGCAGCAAUGUGCCGCGUCACUCGGGGGCGAAUGUACUAUACAAUUCGAAAAUGCAAAGACAACGUUAACCUUCACGUGCCCAGUCUGCCUUGACUCAGAUGGUGAAGAGGCGGGAAAUCUAUGGAACACAGAGGAGUUCCUUUUCUCUGAGAACACCUGGGGCAUCGCCCUAGACGACUCGAAGAUUCAACGCAAGCUGCUUGAUCGUUUUAUGAAGUCCACUGGAAUAAGGCAGUCUAGGCGAAUGGUUUUGGGACAAAAUUCGGAGGAAAUUUUCGACUUCAUCGAAACUGUUAAAAAUUUGAUGGAAGAGAAUCCAAUGGAUAGGUUUCUUUUAAUUGUCGACGAGAAUAUAGACAUUGUCGACGGCGGGGCCAGGCAUGAGACAGUUUCUGGCUCGAAAACUGUGGAGAGACUUAGAAGAGUCCUUGACAAGUCUACCGAAGAACGGCUUAUCGCGCUAAUACGCAGCGCAAAUGAUUCAUCCCAUGACUUGGAUUUAUACAAGUCGAGGGCUCAUGGGUAUAUGCUAAAGGAACCAAUGCGAAAGGACCGUGUUCUAGAAAUGAUUCAGCCUUGGUGGACAAAACGAUUUGGAACAGGCUUCGUCUGCGAGAUCCCAGGCAAAAGUUGCGACAAAGACAAUAACUUUCCUUCCUCUGAGGAUAUGCACGGUGCACUAUUGCGUGUGCAUUCUUUUUGCGAUGACACUGAUUCUUCUGGGCGCGAAAGAUGGAGGGUCACGAGGGACAAGCUGCAUGCAUUUAAGGGAGAUUUGAUGACAAUGAAGUCACAGAACAGCUUAAGGGCAAUUUUCGAAGAGCUGGAUUGUCUUCUUGAGAGUGAAGAACGACCCGAGAAGUUCGCUUGCAUAUGGUCUGAAUUAAAGCAGCAGGUGGAAAUUUUGUUUCGCGAUUUACAAUCUUAA
This is a messenger RNA of Phaeodactylum tricornutum CCAP 1055/1, 3543 nucleotides long. RefSeq lists its product with no specific name. The record is from RefSeq and is a predicted model, not a curated record. The transcript has a single exon. The coding region runs from base 448 to 3543 and encodes 1031 amino acids. NCBI's taxonomy places the organism in Eukaryota, Bacillariophyta, Bacillariophyceae, Surirellales, Neidiaceae.